Molecule: messenger RNA, 360 nt
Organism: Rotaria sp. Silwood2
Lineage: Eukaryota; Metazoa; Rotifera; Eurotatoria; Philodinida; Philodinidae
Source: the annotation of a GenBank genome assembly
AUGCUCAAUGGAAAAUCAUCAUUGAGUAUCGGAGGACAAGUAGGUAUUGGCAUAGCAAUUACAUUAAUAUGGACAAUUCAAAAUGCAUUACGAAUCGAUCAACAAGGAUGGAUGAAUAAUAUAGCUGCAGUUUUCCAAAUUAGUACUGCAAUCAGCAUCGUGAUUGUUCUCCUUGUCAUAGCUCCAGAACGAGCCACUGCUAAGGACGUUUUUACAUCGGUCUAUAAUGGUACUGGAUUUCCAUUUGCUUAUGUUUGCUGCAUUGGAAUACUUUCAAUGAUUUUUUCAUUCUCUGGCUAUGAAGCCGGUGCUCAUUUGGCCGAAGAGACUCGGGGUGCUCGUCGUGCAGGUAACACAUAG